GUUACACAAAAUAGAUAUUUGAUACGAAAAAGUUAACUCUCAUUCAUAGUUUUUAUUCUAAAAGUAUGUUUUCUCUACCAAGAAAUGCAUUAUCAUUUGCGCUUCACACAUCGGAACACGAAGCUCAAUGCCGUCAACGCGAUUAGCCGUACAGAAUCACCUGUUUUCUGUUUAUAUGUAAAGUGUCGCGUAAUAUUAUUGAGCAGAGAUUCUGAGAUAUCAGUUGCGUUUUCUAAGAAAAGACAAUGAUUUUCAAGCGAUUGCUCUUUCUGUCGGCACGGAAAGGCUUUCCUUCGACAGUUCAGUACGUGCAGGGUCAAUCGCCGGCGCCAAAACUUCGGGAGUAUUUCUAUUACAUCGAUCACGAAGGAAUGCUAUUCCUGGACGACGCUCGGAUAAAGAACUUCACCUCGUGCUUCAAGGAGAAAAAAUUUCUAGAGUUCUUUUUCAAACGCAUCCGACUGAACAACGGCGAUCGGUACCGCGAGGACUUCCCUUUUGUUUCGUUAUGUGGACGUGAACGAAACUACAUUCGCUGCGACGACGUUCCAAUAGUUUUCACGGAUAUUUAUAAAGACUCCGAGGGUAUCGAACGACUCGCGUACGCACACGCUGGAGACCUUUUGAGCGUGCCCUGGGAACCCAAUCGGAUCUGUAUGUUUCCCACGAGUGGACGUGUCUACCACCCAGCCCCCGAGCAAUACGGUUCAAUUGGGCUUAUUAGAUCCAGACUGGCUAUCGAGUUGAGUAAAAACUUCACAUUUCUCAACGGCGAGGAACGGCCCCCAACCCAUUUUACCUGGAACUCCAUCGAAAAUGAGCUGGAUAAAGGCUGGUGGAAAAGUACUUACAUAAGUACGAGACGGGAUAGCUUGGAGUGAUAUUCACGUUGUUGUAUUUACAUUUUUAAAUCACAGUUCCUAGUUUAUGUUCGCCUGGUUAACAUAUGAUUGAUAAUCAAA
Molecule: messenger RNA, 962 nt
Organism: Toxorhynchites rutilus septentrionalis
Lineage: Eukaryota; Metazoa; Arthropoda; Insecta; Diptera; Culicidae
Product: UPF0598 protein CG30010
Exons: 3
Coding region: 246-881 (211 amino acids)
Source: RefSeq, a predicted model, not a curated record